UUCAGGUGUCCAUUGAAUAUUUAAAAAACAUUAAUAACUAAUAUACAACAAAUACUUUAUGUUUAUGUUGUAUAAUAUAUUAUAUAUGUAUAUUUAUAUAUAUUAAUAAUCUACAUAAUAUAUAUCAUUUAAAUAUUUGUAUAUUUCAUUAAUUGUUUAAUUAUAAUUUAAUCUAGAAAUCUCCAUAUCCUAAAUCGGUCCUCUUCAUCAUUGGCAAUGAGCUGUGUGAAAGGUUUUCAUACUUUGGCAUGCGAGGUCAGAGUUUUUUAUAAUAGCAAUAAUAGCCCCAAGUUUUAAAAAACUACCAAAAAGCCCAUUCAUAAUAUCCUAACACUACAAAACAAACACAGCAACAUUCUAAUCAACAACGCCGCAAACGACAACACAACCGAAACCAAAAACAACAAUCUUGUCUUGUCGACAAUCAUUGCUGUGUCACUAUGAUUUAGUGACACAGCAAUGAUAAUAAUAACAUCUACCUACCAACCACCAACCAACAACAUCCAUCCUUAGUCAAAUACAUCCCAAACCAAUAAAAUCCCGAAUGAACAACAUCCCAAGCCAACCACAUCCCAAACCAACGAACAAACAAACAGCAAUCCUGGUCCUGUAUUUCAUGGAUCACUUGUUGUGGUCGAGUGACAAAGCUACAGGUGUGUACCACGCAUUCAUCGUUGGCUGCUACCUCACCCCCAUCAUAGGGGCUGUACUGGCCGAUGGAUACAUCGGAAAGUUUAAGUAGGAACUUUUUGUCUGCUGUGUACACUCUUGGCAGUACUUUAAUGGCUUUUACGGCAUUUCCUCCACCUUUCUGGUUAGGACCAUGGUUUGAUUGACAUCAUCGUCGUCAUCAUCGUCCAUUUCAUCAACCUCGUCAUCAAUGUCGUUCGUUUGACGUAUCAUCCUCGGUUUGACUCAUCAAUCGUCAUUGACGUCAUCAUCGUCAUUGACGUCAUCAUCCUCUUCAUCAUCGCCAUCUCCAUCAUCAUCCUCAUCUUCUUCGUCAUCAUCAUUUUCAUCAUCAUCCUCUUUUUCUUCGUCAUCAUCUUCUUCAUCAUCAUGCUCACCAUCAUCGUCAUCACUGCCGUAAGGUUAGGGCCGAGUUUAGGGCUAACGUUGAUAGCGUUUGGCACGGGAGGGAUUAAGCCCUGUGUGUCCGCGUUUGGUGGGGACCAAUUCAAAGAGAGCCAGACGAAAGAAAGAAGCAUGUUCUUUUCGGCAUUCUACUUUGCCAUCAACCUCGGCAGUUUCUUAUCUAUGGUACUCACGCCACUGAUUAAAGACGGAGUGACUUGCUUCAAUAAGAAGUGCUACUCGCUGGCGUUUGGCAUACCCGCUCUACUCAUGGUCAUAGCCGUUGGAUUGUUCGUCUGGGGUAAGAAGUGGUACACCAUCAGGCCGCCAGCUGGCAGCGUCAUCACCAAUGUCGUCAAGUGCAUUGGAAACCGAAUAAAGUUUAAGAUGUCAGGACAGAAGACAUCGAAGGAGCACUGGUUAGACUACGCGGGCCCAGAGUACCACAACUCCUUCUUGGCUGACGUCAAGCAGAUCCUGAAAAUUUUUUUACUCUUCAUUCCCGUUCCUGUCUUCUGGGCUCUGUUUGAUCAGAUGGGCUCAAGAUGGACUCUUCAAUCAGUACAACUGGACAGGAGAAUGACUGACAACUGGUUCUUACUACCUGAGCAGAUACAGGCCAUAAACUGCGUACUGAUCUUGUUUUUUAUCCCACUCUUUGAAUUGGGAUUCUAUCCGUGCAUGGAUAAACUGAAAGUUCCUAAUAAACCAUUGCAAAGGUUGGUGGUCGGAAUGUUGUUUGCUUCCCUGGCUUUCGUUGCGGCUGGUCUCCUGCAGAUUACCAUCGACAACACGCAGAUGAACAUCGAGGCGAACAACUCUCGCAUCUCUUUCAUCAAUCAGGUUCCUUGCCCCAUCAAGGUCACGGGGUCACUGCCCCAACUUGACCUGGACCAGGAUAGUAUGAGCUCCCAGCUCUCCAUCCCAGCCAGCAAAUACCAGUUCCUGGCCAGCAGACCAACCGAGACAUCCUGCCCGAGUGUCGAUUUCAGUCAAACUUCACUGACGUUAAGUCUGAGGCACGAGUUAUCUUAUUACGUCGUCUACAGUGUCACUGCCAACGUCAAUGCUACAGGCGUGGAUGAAGUCGCUGUCAGUUACGUAAACGAAAAACAUGCAUUAUACUUUUAUAAAGUUUUUAUAUACACACACACACGCACACACGUAAAUACACACUCACACACCCACAUACAUACAUGCAGGCACCUAAAUACACACUCACACACAUACAUACACGUACAUACAUGUAGAUACAGGAUAAUACUGCAGGAAGAUAAUAAGGAUGAGUACCAGUUGGAGACAUUCUUCAUAAGCAACGGUGGGAAGUACACUGUACUAAUUAACAAGCAACUCAGUAAAACAUCCACAUUACUGGAAGAUCUGCCACACAACGUUGUCUCCAUAUGGCUCCAGUUCCCUCAGUACAUCCUAAUAACACUCGCAGAGGUUGUCUUCGCUGUUACUGGACUCAGUUUUGCCUACAGUCAGGCACCAUCGUCGAUGAAGAGUGUGGUGCAGGCAGCCUGGUUGCUGACGACAGCGUUCGGUAACGUCAUUGACGUCAUCGUCACCGGAUCCAAUCUAAUCCCCAUCCAGUACGUUGAGUUUUUCUUCUUCGCCAUCCUCAUGUUCGUGACGACGAUAAUCUUCGCGAUAAUGACGUCAUUCUACAAAUACGUGGACCACCAGCAGCCCCCUUCCCCUCCGCCCUAUGAAAACCUCUCAUCCGACACCCAAAACAACAACCUCACCCCAAAGAACUACGGUCCUGGUGCCGAAAUAAUGGACGAAAACGAUAAAAAGAUGCUAGCCGUAAGGGAGCAACUGCACUCAGAGGACAAAAUAUACGAGGGGGUGGACGCCCCUUUUGACGGCGGCCCUAAAAAACAUGAUGACGUCGAUAAGGGAUACAUUGCUGAGAUGUCACUCAAUAGAUGA
Helobdella robusta is the source of this 3012-nucleotide messenger RNA. RefSeq lists its product as hypothetical. Lineage: Eukaryota; Metazoa; Annelida; Clitellata; Rhynchobdellida; Glossiphoniidae. The coding region runs from base 1060 to 3012 and encodes 650 amino acids. The transcript has 17 exons. Gene Ontology annotation, cellular component: membrane. The record is from RefSeq and is a predicted model, not a curated record. Gene Ontology annotation, molecular function: dipeptide transmembrane transporter activity. Gene Ontology annotation, biological process: transmembrane transport; oligopeptide transport.